GGAUCAUGGCGGCAGUGAUACGGGAUGGAUCCUGGCGGGGCGUCACGGCGAAGCAGUCGGUCCGCAGAGACCUGGAGGGGGCACAUCAUCCAGCAGCUGAAGCACCGGGACCGGAUCCAGAGCGCCAUGUUCCAGGACCUGAUCCGGUUCUACACUGGGCUGCUGGAGAAAACCAGUUUGACCAAAGGGCUCCUCAGCAGCUCCGGCAGACCUCCCGCUGAGGGCUGCGCCCGUUCCUCUCUGCAGCAGCUGAAGAAGACGACAGGCGAGCUGGCCUACAAGGUGGUGGAGCUGCAGCAGCAGAUUAAAAUCAAAGAGCGUGUCCUGCAGGAACUACAAACCAGGUGAGUCUCUCUCACACACACACACAUGCACUGUCUUUCAGGGACUUUCCGUUGACUUCCAUUCAUUUCUAACCCUAACCAAAACUCAAUUUAUACCUGAAUCCUAAACUUGACCCCUGACCCAAACACAGCAUUUCCUCUUGUUUGGACCAGGCUUUGGUCCUCACAACGUAAUGUGUGUCAGGAAAAUGGCCUCCACAAUGCAUCAAAUACACACACACACCUGAGCCCGCCUGCUCACCUGCUGCACCUGGACAGCCUGUUCUGACGGUGCAGCUGCUGCUGGUUCACCUCAACAACCACUUCAACCAACAACCUUUAAUAUAAUUUUACUUUAGCUUGGUGCUGAUUCUAAUAACCUGAUGCAGUUUUUCCUCUUAAACAUUUAGCAAACACUCAUGGAUCCAAAUAAUACAAUGUCUUGAUUUAAUAGAACCUGAAAUGAAAAUUUUAGUCUUUUAACUCACUUAUUGUUGUCGUCUUUGUUCUUCCUAAUGAAAAGAGUGCUGCUGUUUGGUAAAUGUGAGUGGAUGUGGAAAAACCACCAACAAGUCGACUCAAAGUGAAUUCUAAGCCUGAUAAGUAUUUUAUUUUAGGUGUUAAGGUGCAGUUAGUCAGCGCGGGGCGCAGCGCUGUUCACCGCCUCGUCACAGUCCUGUUGCAUUCAUCGCAGCCGCAUGUCGGACUAAAUGCUACGCAUCAUAACACUGUUUAAAAAAAGCAAAAGUUCUGCAACUCACCCUGAGAAACUGAAAAAUAUUCCUGCAGACAUGGAUUCCUCUGAUCAUAUAACUCGUCCUGCCAUUUUCUUUCCACUGUUACCUUUAGCUUUUCUUUGAGGGACCCAGUCUUAAAACAUUUAUUCACCAUCAUUUUUGAACAUAGUCCUUCGGUAUUUUAACUAUGUGUCGCAUUUUGAGCUCACAUCACGUCAAAUAAAUGGUCGUUUACAUGCAGUACCUCACAGACCACUGGGGGGCAACCACAGGCGAGAGAGAGAUUGCUCUAAAGCAGGGGUGUCCGAAGUGGGUCCUGGAGGCCCGGCAUCCUGCAUGUUUUAGUUUUCUCCCUGGUUUUACACACCUGCAUCAACUGAUGGCUCGUUAGAUGGCCCAAGCAGAUCACUGACUAGCUGAGGAGGUUGUUACUACCACUAGGGACAGAACUGAAACGUGUAGGAUGCCGGGCCUCCAGGACCCACUUUGGACACCCCUGCUCUAAAGGUUUACACUAGAUGUUGGGGAGGGGGAGCUGUGUCAUUGUUUCCUCCAUCUUCGUCCUUGAUGAUGGGUGAGAAUGGGAGGCUCUCAGGGUUCGUCCAGUUCAGUCCGUUUUCCUAGAUCGUCCUGUUGGUUUGGGCAGGUGUGCAUGCGUAAUCAAACCAAAAAUCAAACUCUGGUCCUCCAAACCUCAUCUGGGUUCGGUUGAAGUGAACUCUGGUUCGGUUUGAACGCAUAUGUGAACGCCAAGGGGACCGGAGACCGCUCCAAAAGCAAGAACUGGACUACAGCAGAAGGCAUUCUGGAUAAAUACAACCAAAGCUAACAUGCUAGCCUAGCGCUAGCAGCAGAAAUGGCUCCUGGUCUUUAGCCUAAAGAG
Poecilia latipinna (sailfin molly) is the source of this 1943-nucleotide messenger RNA. Its product is annotated as autophagy-related protein 16-2-like. Lineage: Eukaryota; Metazoa; Chordata; Actinopteri; Cyprinodontiformes; Poeciliidae. The record is from RefSeq and is a predicted model, not a curated record. Bases 25 to 348 code for a protein of 107 amino acids. The transcript is spliced from 4 exons.